AAACGCAUCGGAAAUACUUCUGGUCAGAAAGGCGGAUCCCCACUACCUGCUACUUUGUCUUUCUUAAGUUUUUAUGAAUCUUCUUCCCCUGCUUCCCAUCGGCAAAUUUAUCGUAACCACAGCUACUCUUUGAAAGAUUAAAACGACACUGUUAUUAGUAAAGUUCUUUAUACUUUCUGCGACCACAGGAAGUGUUUGGAGCUCCACCGUUAGCUUCCUAGCCUGCUAACUUUUAUCACUAGCAUUUAACUUGUCAACUACCCUGCUGCUCGACAGGGAAGAAGGGGACACACCGUCACGUAGCGAGUGGCACUUUUAUACACAAGAAGAUGAGUGAUAAAGGGGAUGAUAAAGAAUUGAUCUGGGCGCUGAAGACUGGGGACUUAGACGAAGUUGAAGCAAAAAUCACAACGGCUGAGGAUGUAAACAGAACUCUGGAUGGUGGCAGCAAGCCUCUGCACAUAGCUGCAGACUUUGGUCACUUACAAGUAUUGGAUUUCCUGAUUUGUAAAGGAGCCGAUAUUAAUGCUGCAAACAAGCAUGGGCUCACUCCUCUGCUGAUGGCUUGUUACGAGGAUCACUACAGUUGCGUCAAGCUCCUCCUAGAAAAGGGAGCUGACAAAAACCAAAAAGGACCGGAUGGCAAAAGUGCCUGUGAAGCAAGCAGCAACGAAGCCAUACAGGCUCUGUUCAAGUGAAACACCACAAUGUGGGAGGUGGCUGGACAGGUGGAUGAACAGACAGACAGAUGGAUGCAGUGGUCCCCUGACUGAAGAUAGACUCACCCUUUCACCUUGAUCAACCUCUGUCUGAACACUGCUUUUGUCUGUUUGUUAGCAAGGAUUAUUUUCUCUGUCUGGUGAUUUCCUUUUCCUUUCUUUUCUUUUUUUUUUCCAAGUUCUUGGGAUAGGAUUUUCUGUUCUUUGGGCCUCUAUUUGUAGCCAUUUAAUAGGACCAGUUAACGGAAGUUGUGCCCAUUAUGUCUCCCUUAUGGACCAAAUGCUGGGGGAGCGCUCUCACACCUGGAUCCUAAAAAACACAGCAAAGAAUAAAAAUCACAUUCUGUAACGUAAAUGCAAAGCUUAGCACUUAUACACACACACACACAUAGCUCAUUUGCAGUUGUCUAUAAAAUUGGAAAAGUAAUGAAAUGGUAAUAAUUGAAUAAUGUGUUAAUAUUUGUUAGAACUUCAGUACAUGUAUUGUAUGGCCAGGGCUUAAUCUCAUGAACAGUAAUUGCACUGUACUAUACUAGAUAGAUUGAAAAGAAAGGUUGUUAAGUUUCAUUAUAUUAACCUUUCAUUAUGUGUGGCCUCUUCCUCUAACUACAGCUUUUUUAAUAGACCAGCUGUCUCUCCAAACCAAUCCUAAAAUGUUGGCAAUGGGUGCGAGAGGUCAGUGGGUCAGAUUUUGCUUUUCUACUUGGUCCUGUAUGACAUAUCAAAUGAUGUUUUUGACAAACUUGGUAAUGCAUUAAAAGAUAUUCAAUCACCAUGCUGGCUAACUAGAAAGACUUGAAUGUUGCAAUUUAAAAACAAAAAACAUGUUAGCAAAUCCCUUUUUGAAGCAAUGUUGAGAGCACAUAGAUAAUAAGGAAUUUUAGACAUUUGUUCAUUUAGUCAUCUUUGAAGUGAGGUUUCAUACUGGAGAUUCCUUUUUUGUUGCAGCUUCUCUGUGUAUUUUGUAUUUGGUGGGCUUUAGGGGCUCUGAGUGAUGGUUAAAUGGGGGUUGGAAUUGAAACUGGACAGUGGGGUUUAGUGUUCCCCUCACCUUGGAAUUGGUCAGAAGUCCUGCCUGUUUCGUUGCAUGUCAAAAUUGGCUCUGCUUUUAUGCUGAAAUGGUCCCUGUCCUCUCUUGGUUGCUUUCAAAUGAAUUACUACAAUGUAAUGGACAAAAAAA
Molecule: messenger RNA, 1899 nt
Organism: Sphaeramia orbicularis (orbiculate cardinalfish)
Lineage: Eukaryota; Metazoa; Chordata; Actinopteri; Kurtiformes; Apogonidae
Gene: mtpn
Product: myotrophin
Exons: 4
Coding region: 330-698 (122 amino acids)
Molecular function (GO): protein binding
Source: RefSeq, a predicted model, not a curated record